Molecule: messenger RNA, 1370 nt
Organism: Zophobas morio
Lineage: Eukaryota; Metazoa; Arthropoda; Insecta; Coleoptera; Tenebrionidae
Product: tRNA:m(4)X modification enzyme TRM13 homolog
Exons: 5
Coding region: 95-1342 (415 amino acids)
Biological process (GO): tRNA methylation
Source: RefSeq, a predicted model, not a curated record
GUUCCAAAUUAUAGUCACAAAGUUUUUAUUUUAAAUGAUAUAACACAUGGAAGUGACAGUUUCAUAACCUCAAAUUGGACAACUUUUAGUGACAAUGGAUGAACAGAAAACACCGCUAGAUCAAUGUAAUCAUUUUGUAAUUCGAAAAAAGAGGUACUGUAGAAUGACUGUUAAACCCGGCGAGACAUACUGUGGCGAACACCAGCCUGCGACCGAGGGAGUCCGGGAGCCUUCAGAAGACAAAAAAAUUAGAGUGGUUUGCCCCCUAGACCGAAAACACACGUGUUACGCCCACAAUCUCAAGAAACAUUUAAAAAUUUGUAACGCACGUCCGGGGGUGGCUUUACCCUACAUUGAAAAGGGUGUAAAUUCAGGUGAAGUUGACUAUAAUUGUGACGACUCACACAAGUUGUUGUCGGAAUUUUCACCCCAACAAAUAACGGAGGUGGUGGCGAAAGUGAACAAAAUCUAUGAAGAGGGUCUUGUGGACAAAGUUACAACUAAAACUACCACACAUAGGGUGGUUGAAGACGAAAUCGCGAAACCCGAACACGGCGAUAAAAGCCGAAAACACCUAAAACAAGCAUCAGCUGUGUUAGGUUUGUUGUCUGAGUACGAUUUACUGCGCCCUGAUACAUGUUUUAUCGAGUUCGGGGCCGGCCGAGGACAGUUAAGCUAUUGGCUCGCCCAAACCGUCGAUUCGUCCAACUGCUACUUUCUUUUGGUUGAAAGAUCCUCUCCUAAACACAAACGUGACAACAAACUCGACAAAACCGACGACAAAGUCCAGAGGAUUAGAGCAGACAUUGCAGACUUGGUUUUGAGUAAAGUAGAGACGGUGACGAAGAGCUCGCAAAUUGUUGCAGUCACCAAACACCUAUGUGGCGAUGCCACCGAUUUGGCGCUACGAUGUUUGACGAAUGUUGCCGAUCGGUCGAAAGUCGCGGGCUGUGUGAUGACGUUUUGUUGUCACCAUAGAUGUCGCUGGGGAGCGUACAUUGGAAAACAGUAUUUUAGCAGCGUAGGACUGUGCAAAAGCGAUUUUGAUAUGAUGGGUGGGAUGAGCAGUUGGGCUACGUGUGGAACGGGGUUUAGUAGAGAGAAAAACUGCGAAAAGGGUGGGGAUGUGGAGAUUGUGAAUGAGAGAGAUAGGGAAAUAGGGCUGAAUCGGGCGCAGAAAGGGGAGAUUGGGAAGAGAUGUAAGGCUAUUUUGAACUGGGGACGGCUACAAUUUUUGGAAGGGUUGGGGUUUCAGUGUAAUUUGCACUUUUAUGUUGGUAGUGAUGUGUCCUUGGAGAACGUUUGUAUUGUAGGGCGCAGAACGCACCCAGAUAAAGCUUGAUUGGAUGUAAUAAAGAAGUUAAAAACUU